This is a messenger RNA of Sardina pilchardus (European sardine), 798 nucleotides long. RefSeq names its product docking protein 5-like. The transcript has 5 exons. NCBI's taxonomy places the organism in Eukaryota, Metazoa, Chordata, Actinopteri, Clupeiformes, Clupeidae. Gene Ontology annotation, biological process: cell surface receptor protein tyrosine kinase signaling pathway; positive regulation of MAPK cascade; Ras protein signal transduction. Bases 54 to 689 code for a protein of 211 amino acids. The record is from RefSeq and is a predicted model, not a curated record. Gene Ontology annotation, cellular component: cytoplasm.
ACACAUACAAAUACACACAAGGUGCAAACACGCUCACAGAAACACAGGACAGAAUGGAUUCAGAGUUCUCUGACAUUCUUAAACAAAGUUAUGUGAAAAUCCGGAGAAGACAUUUUUGGAUCUAUCAGAGGUGCUGGCUUGUGUUUAAGAGAGCUUCCAGCAAAGGCCCAAACAGACUGGAGAAAUUCCCAAAUGAGCGAGCCUCCAACUUCCACUGCCAUCAAAAGGUGAUAGACUUGAAAGAUGUCACUGAUGUCACUAGACCAUCAAAAGAGAAGAAGAAGAAUGGUUUGGUUUUGACUUUCGCUGAUGACAGCACGCUAGCCUUUACCUGUGACUCAGGAGGCCCUGUGCGUGUUAUCUUUAUUGUCCCUUCAGAGCGCUUCCGUGUGUGUCUGCUACCUUGCAAGGGUCUGAUGACGUCGGGCGAGUGCGUUUUGCAGGUGGGCCCGGAGGCCAUCUCUCUCUGGGACUCGCGGAACCCCAGUCUCAAAUGUGCAUCCUGGCCUCUGACGUCGCUGAGACGCUUUGGACGGGACCGCACUUGGUUCACGUUUGAGGCGGGCCGUAUGUGUGAGACAGGAGAAGGCCUCGUCAAGUUCGAGACAAUGGAAGGAGAGGCAAUCUAUCAGCGAGUGCGUGCGGCUGUGCAGUCCAUCAUAAAGCAGCAGGACUGCCCCCUCAGGUAGCCCUGUCCACCAGCUUACCUGUCUGCUCAGGUGAGCCUCAGGUGUGCCCUCCCACCUGUCAAUCCCCUGUAAAUUGUUUUGGCUUCAAGCUCUCAAGAGAGUGUGCUGA